Mauremys reevesii (Reeves's turtle) is the source of this 1473-nucleotide messenger RNA. It is a transcript of the gene PPP1R7, whose product is annotated as protein phosphatase 1 regulatory subunit 7. NCBI's taxonomy places the organism in Eukaryota, Metazoa, Chordata, Testudines, Geoemydidae. Bases 346 to 1269 code for a protein of 307 amino acids. The transcript is spliced from 11 exons. The record is from RefSeq and is a predicted model, not a curated record. Gene Ontology annotation, molecular function: protein binding.
GAUUGGCGGAAACCCGUGCCCCGCUGAGACCGCUGAUUGGUUGUUCCCGUUGCUGCGAGGGGGAGUGGGUGGGGGCAGGAAAAGCGACAUGGCGGCGGAGAGAGGAGAGGGGCCGCUGCAGGAGAUGAUGGAGGAUUGUUGGUUUAGGAAGAUGUGAAGGGAGGAAAAAGUGCUUCAAAAAUCAAAGUAAAAACAAGGGUUGACAGGCGGGUAGAGUCAGAAGAGUCAGGAGAUGAUGAAGGGAAGAAGCAAGCAGGUUGCAUAGUAACAGACCUCAGUCAGCAGAGCCUGAGAGAUGAGCAGAAUGGGGAGAACUUAACAGGAGAAGCAGAGACACCAGUUGAUAUGGAGACAAUUAACCUGGACCCGGAAGCUGAGGUAAUGCUGGUUGCAUUCAUAUCGGACUUAUUUAAAGAAGGAAAGGAUGUUGACCUGAAUCAUUUCCGAAUUGGAAAGAUCGAGGGAUUUGAAGUGCUCAAGAAAGUGAAGACUCUGUGUCUACGUCAGAAUUUGGUUAAGUGCAUCGAGAACCUGGAACAGCUGCAGACUCUCAGAGAACUGGAUCUCUAUGACAAUCAGAUUCGGAAGAUUGAGAACUUAGAGGCCCUGACAGACCUUGAGAUCCUGGACAUCUCUUUUAACUUGCUGCGACACAUUGAAGGACUAGACUGGCUCACCCAGCUUAAAAAACUCUUCCUGGUCAACAAUAAAAUCAGCAAAAUUGAGAACCUGAGCAACUUACAGCAAUUACAGAUGUUAGAGCUGGGAUCCAAUCGAAUCCGGGCAAUUGAGAAUAUUGACACAUUGACUAACCUUGACAGCCUAUUCCUGGGAAAGAACAAAAUCACCAAGCUCCAGAACUUGGAUGCACUGACAAACUUGACAGUGCUCAGUAUACAGAGCAACCGGCUGACCAAGAUUGAGGGUCUACAGAACCUGGUGAAUCUGCGUGAGCUGUACCUUAGCCACAACGGCAUAGAAGUCAUCGAGGGACUGGAGAACAAUAACAAACUUACAAUGUUGGACAUUGCAUCCAAUAGGAUCAAAAAGAUUGAAAAUGUCAGCCAUCUAACAGAACUGCAGGAAUUCUGGAUGAAUGAUAAUCUCGUUGAGAGUUGGAGUGACCUGGAUGAGCUGAAGGGAGCCAAGAAUUUGGAAACUGUAUAUCUGGAGAGAAACCCCCUGCAGAAGGAUCCUCAGUACCGGCGCAAAAUCAUGCUGGCUCUUCCUUCUGUCCGGCAGAUUGAUGCCACGUUUGUCCGAUUCUGAACCUCCUGCCUACCCUCUCUCCUUCCCUCCUUGGAGAAAUGUCCCAUCUGGGUUUUUUAUCCACUUACCACUACCCAAAUACACUGGCACAGAGCAAACGGCCAAUAAAAAGCACUGAGUACCAGAUCUUGUGUAUAAUGCACUCUCUCUCAUUGUUUUUGAAAUAUUAUUAUGAUUAUUAUUAUUAAAUCUUAACACAUGAUA